UGAUUCAGGUAUCUAGAACCUGCAGGACACCGGCCCUGGACACUUGGAGUUCCCCACUUGUGAUCUAUAAGAAGCUGCUAAAUAAGUGGAAUUGAUGUGAAUAAAAGUUUUAAUUCAGAUGUUGUUAAUGUUCGGGUCUCACUGCAUUGCCAUCUUUGUGCGGACUUGUUUCACUUUGGCUGAGCGCACACUCAUAAUCAGCCACGGUUCGCUCAUGCUAAGCCCGCGUUUCCUACCACGCUGAGUACUGAGGGGCUGAAUCCUGGCACUCGGCACGCUUCAGGUCAUCCAGGGUUGCUACCUUGCAGCACUCCUGCGUGUUCAGCGUCCCGGGCACCUGAAGCUCCCAGCGGCAGGUGGACGCAGGAAGGCUGUAAGAAGCUCUCCGUGGUCGUUUCAAACGGCUGCUUUUUCCGGUUUUACUCAAUCGAAAGAGGUCCGGAGCUCUGGCCCGUGCCUCUGUCUCCCCCUCCUGUCCUCAGCACCGGGUUGCGUUUUCCUCGAUUAUUUUCCACUCACUUUCUCGCAGUUUAAAAUGGCGGCGUUGAGCAGCGCCGAGUCCCCACCGCCCGUCUUUAACGGAGACACUACGGAGCUGGAGCCGGGCAGGGAGCGGGGCCUGGACGAGCUGGGCGCCGGACUGGACUCGUCCUGCUCGUCGGGGAUCCCGGGAGGUCCGCAGGAUGAGGAGAUCUGGAACAUCAAACAGAUGAUAAAGUUAACACAAGAACAUCUGGAGGCUCUCCUGGACAAGUUUGGCGGAGAACACAACCCUCCCUCCAUUUAUCUAGAGGCCUAUGAGGAGUACACCAGUAAACUGGACGCUCUGCAGCAGAGGGAGCAGCAGCUGCUGGAGGCCAUCGGGAACAGCGCAGACUUCUCCUGCUCUCAGUCUGCUAUACCAGCCCUUCUGGAAGUCAAGAUAGGAGGUUGUGGGGUUGGUGCAGGGCCUCAGGCUUUCCACUCGGCCCCAAACACUUUGGCUGUCCUGCAGACCCCCACUGACACAAGCCGAGCCAACCCUCGCUCCCCCCAGAAACCCAUUGUCAGGGUCUUCCUGCCCAACAAACAGCGAACAGUGGUGCCGGCACGCUGUGGGAUGACUGUGAGGGACUCCCUGAAGAAAGCCUUGAUGAUGCGAGGACUCAUUCCAGAGUGCUGUGCGGUCUAUAGGAUACAGGAUGGAGAGAAGAAGCCUAUUGGCUGGGACACAGACAUCUCGUGGCUGACGGGGGAGGAGCUGCAUGUAGAAGUGUUGGAAAACGUGCCGCUCACCACACACAACUUUGUGAGGAAGACUUUCUUUACACUGGCCUUCUGUGACUUCUGCAGAAAGUUGUUGUUCCAGGGUUUCCGCUGUCAGACCUGUGGCUACAAGUUCCACCAGCGGUGCAGCACUGAGGUUCCUCUCAUGUGCGUCAACUACGACCAGCUCGACUUGCUACUAGUGUCCAAGUUCUUUGAGCACCACCCGUUCACCCAGGAGGAGGUCUCCUCAGAGGGAACCACGCCUGUGUCUGAGGCCUGUCCGUCACUUCCCCCAUCCGACUCCACUGGAUCAAUAUGCCACACCACUGUGUCGCCGUCCAAAUCCAUACCCAUCCCGCCCAGUUUCCGGCCCAACGAGGAGGACCACCGCAACCAGUUUGGCCAGCGGGACCGUUCAUCCUCUGCCCCCAAUGUGCACAUCAACACCAUCGAACCGGUCAACAUCGAUGACCUGAUUCGAGAUCAGGGCUUACCGAGGUCAGAUGGAGCCCCCCCGACCCACCCCGCCUGCUGCUUGAGGAAGCACCGAACACGGACCUCAAGCCCCCUCCUAUACUCCUAUCCCAAUGACAUAGUGUUUGAUUUUGAGCCCGAGCCUGUUUUCCGAGGUUCGACCACAGGUCUGUCGGCCACGCCUCCCGCCUCUCUGCCUGGCUCUCUGACCAACGUCAAGGUCCCACAGAAGUCGCCGUGCCCGCAGAGGGAGCGCAAAUCGUCCUCCUCGUCCGAGGACCGCAAUAAGAUGAAAACCCUGGGGAGGCGGGACUCCAGUGAUGACUGGGAAAUCCCGGAAGGUCAGAUUACUCUGGGUCAGAGGAUAGGCUCUGGAUCUUUUGGAACUGUCUUCAAGGGAAAGUGGCACGGUGAUGUGGCAGUGAAGAUGCUGAAUGUCACCGCUCCCACGCCACAGCAGCUUCAGGCAUUCAAGAAUGAAGUGGGAGUCCUCAGGAAAACGCGUCACGUGAACAUCUUGCUCUUCAUGGGCUACACCACCAAGCCCCAGCUGGCCAUCGUGACCCAGUGGUGUGAAGGCUCCAGUCUGUACCACCACCUGCACAUCAUCGAGACCAAGUUCGAGAUGAUCAAACUGAUCGACAUAGCCCGACAGACCGCUCAGGGCAUGGAUUACCUGCAUGCCAAGUCCAUCAUACACAGAGAUCUGAAGAGCAACAAUAUUUUCCUCCAUGAGGACCUAACAGUGAAGAUCGGGGACUUUGGUCUGGCUACGGUGAAGUCCCGCUGGAGUGGCUCCCACCAGUUUGAACAGCUGUCAGGCUCUAUUCUUUGGAUGGCUCCAGAGGUAAUCCGGCUGCAGGACAAGAACCCCUACAGCUUCCAGUCGGACGUGUACGCCUUUGGCAUCGUACUCUACGAGCUGAUGUCAGGAGCGCUGCCCUACUCCAACAUCAACAACAGAGACCAGAUCAUAUUCAUGGUGGGACGAGGUUACCUGUCCCCUGACCUCAGCAAGGUCCGCAGCAACUGUCCAAAGGCCAUGAAGAGGCUGAUGGCUGACUGCCUGAAGAAGAAGAGAGAGGAGCGGCCUCUCUUCCCUCAGAUUUUGGCAUCCAUUGAGCUGCUGGCUCGCUCGUUACCCAAAAUCCACCGCAGCGCCUCGGAGCCUUCGUUAAACCGAGCUGGUUUUCAGACAGAGGACUUCAGUUUGUAUGCCUGCGCCUCACCUAAAACCCCCAUCCAGGCCGGCGGUUACGGGGAGUUUUCAGCAUUUAAAUAAAUGGCGGCAGAUACCAGCAGUCCAUCCCUCGUCACUCCUCAACAGUCUUGUGUCCCUGCGGUGGAUUCAUUCAUUACUGGGAAAAAAAAGAAAAAGGAAAAAACCAAUGCGCCGUUUUCUUCCUCCGUCACCUCGAAGAAGGCAGCCUCACUAACAAGAAGCCGUCCAUUGGGCAGACGGCAGCAACACACACAAACUAAUCAGGAACGACGGAACAACAACAAAGCGAAGACAAAGAUAUCCGUACCAAACCGCUUUGAGGAAGACGUGGAAGUAAUCGCCUUGCCUGAUGGAUCCAAGUUGACCCACAGAGGAAAACCAUUUAAAGGAGAGCUUUGGAUGCGAGUUGUCCGGUCGCUGUUGUGCCGGUGAGGAGGAGCUGGGCGUUAGCCGUGCUGCUGAGCAGAGAACGGGCCUGCGGACCGAGAGGAGGCUUCACGCCGUCAGCUGCUGGAAGGCGUUGGCGCUUCCCUGGGAUGGGCUGGAGGAGAAGGAUUCUGAAGGACGAUGACUUGAAAGAGAAAUCUGUUUGUAUUUUUUCCAUUUGUGUUUUCCAUUUUAGCUAGCAGCUGCUGGGAAUACUUUCUGUCUUGGAUCUUUUAGCCGUCUUUUGUUUUCGGUGUUUAUGGAGUUUGUCUCCAACAUGGCAGCUGCUCUCUGCCAGCGAGGCUCUCUCUGGGUUUAAUGGCAGGACAGCAAAAGAUCUGCACCUCAACCAUGUUCUCCACUUUAAAAGCUUUCCCCCUUUCAAAGGAUAUUGUGGUCAUGUGACAAGCAGCAGAAAUGAUUGUCUCCAAGGUAACAGGUCACAGACAGCCGAAGGUUUCAGCUGGACCUGCUCGUGGGGUUUCUUUGCUUCUCAUCGUUUUCACAGAUUGAUUUUCACACUGCGUGCACGUUGUGGCGUUGCUUUCUUCUCUUCCUGUGGGACCACAAAGCUUUAACGUUGCACUCACACAGACGUGUUACCGGCUGUUGAUCAAGAGUUCUGCGGCUUUGACAGUUCUGGAAAUGUCCUUUAAUCCCGCCGUUUACAUUCUCUGUACUUUCAUGUUAUUCCAGGUUUAGAUCUGUUCUGCUCUUUGUUUGCCUUCUUCCUGUACAGGCAGGCCUGCACAUACUGACUUAUUUAUGUGACUUUUUUAUGGGUUUAUUUUCAGGCUUUUAUUUUUUUUACAACCCUUGUUUUCGUCAUGUGACUCAUAUUUGCACUUUGAUGGAUUGAAGCGAACGAGCGACUCGCCUUUUUGUUUUUGUUUCGUUGUUUCUAAUUGAAGAAGCGAGCAGAUGGCUCAGACUUCCAGUGAAGCUGCCCUCCGCAGGUGCAGGACUGUAAAUAUUCAUUCGAGGACCGCGUGACGAGCCUGCAGACCUGCCGGCGUACCGCCCUGACGAGGCUCCUGGCCUCACCUCGUGGACUGAGAGCGCGCAGCUAGUUGACGUGUCAGACCGAGCGCCGACAGGGCGGGUCUUCGCAUCCACGUGUGUCUUUCUAUUACGAAUGAUGGAAACGGACGUUCCCCGUCACCUCCAUGGCUUCCUUUCCAGUGAGUUUGUAUUUUUAACGUUGUUUCAGUCGCCGCAUCGUGAGAUGAUCAGCUUUAGAAAAUCGAACUAAACCGGUGCUGUCACGUAGCCAACAAACGUUAGAUUCAAAGUAUCUGCAGAAAAAGAGAACCUGCCAGGCUUCAGCCCACAGCUGGGGUCUUACUCCACGUGAGUGGCACACAGAGCCGAGGGGGUCGUGGAGUCUGCGAGAGUACAAAUGUCCACCGGCUGUCGGCGUCGCGAUCUGCUGUCUGUUUUUGUACGGCUGCACGCGUGGGCUUUGUUUGUUUCCCAGUUUAUUACAGAGAGACCGCGUUGUUGUCACCACUUCAACUAGCUGGACGCUGCCUUUAGUAAAGUCGGGCACGGACUAAACGUGAGCAAAGAGCCGGUGACGGCAGACGAAUUGAAAGACUUGAUCUGAUAAAAGUGAAAGCUUUCCUUGCCUGGUUACCCUGGACGUGGCUGUUUGCUAACACGUCAGCCAAAGCUGCAGGGACAGGAUGCAUCGCUGCACACAGCAUUUGUCUGUUGUAGUUACGUUACAGAAUUCUUCUGACAGCUCUGCGCAUGCACAGUGUCGUCCAGCGUCACCUCUCGGAGCGAGAAACUGUUCGAUUGAAAGGUUCGAAUUCAGUGUCCGGCGCUCAAAACUUCCAGAAGCCCAGAACCAAUCGUCGAUCAGUAACGAGCGUUUAUUUACCCGCCUCCGUCUGCCGCUUUUACAGAUGAUGUGUAGAGGUCAUGUUGGCCUUGUUAAUAAAUGACAUAUCGUCCUGUCACUGGGGAGGUUUUGCUGCUACCCACGGCUCCCUCAAGCUUUGCCCACAGCUGCCAUUUUCUCCAGAGGACUCUUUAAAGUGUCCUGUGCAGGUGAUUGUGUCACCAGAGCGAUCACUGCUGAGAGUCGUGAAGAUGAUGAAGAAGCUCUGCUGUCAGUGAAACCAAACUCGGGUACCCACAGAGCAGGACGAGGUCCGUCUGAAUGCUCCAGUUAUCAGUUUGAAGCUUCGUCACGCUGCACAGAGACGUGGACGGGUAGAGUCAGCAGUGGUUGCCUUUGAGUCUCGUGCGUCGCGUUACAUAAGCUAAAGAGUUACUUCGCUUCCACAGUCCUACAUUUCUUACAGAGGCACUAAAAUCCCAACAUCAGACUUUUUACAACUUUCCACUCGUCUUGUUCACAUGAUGCACAGGAGCUGCGUCUCACGGUCUUAUUCGGUCACACAGAAGUGAAACUGUCCAAAGUUUGGAUGGAGAAGUUCUGAGUUCACGACUUAAAGCACCAGAGUCAUCGGGCCAUGGAGAUGCUGAUGAAGACCGAGUGAUGCAGCACCUGAGCUUAGCCUCACCGCACCGAGCACACGGCCGCCUUCCACAGGCAGUGUUAACAUCCUCCUUCCUGCCGCCUGCAGAGCUGGGAUCGGCUCACGUGAUUGAAUUCAAGGAAGGAAAUUGACGUGUUUUUCAAGAGUGCUCCGUUGGUUUUCCUUGGAGAUGGUUAUUUUCUAUAGGAACACCAUGUACAUCUGCUCUAGCUUCAUAGAUCCUGCAGGAGCAAACACUGGACUCUCGUGCAGCGCUUUCCGUUAGCCGCCUUCUUCUACUUUCACGUUCCUUUCUUCUUAAACAUUCCCUCCCUCACUCCUUGCCUGCACCUUAGACCCAACAAUUCCUUUCAACCGAGUACUAUCAUGUAAAACUUUAGAUUUGUUUUGUUUUUUUCACCUGUAAAUAUUGUACAAAGGAAAUACUGUCAGUUUGCUAGGAGGCAUGGAGACAACAACUGUACAAACAAAGUACAACACGUUCAAAAUAAAGUCACAAAGAUUAAAAGACAUUUUCAUAGGCAAACAAAUGUUUGAGUGUAAAAAUAUUUAAGGGUGUAUCAUACAGAGAAAGAGCUUAAUGUAUUUGUUGUGAAUAUAAAAAACUGAUAUAUUAAAGAAAUGCAUGAAAACUUUA
Molecule: messenger RNA, 6517 nt
Organism: Haplochromis burtoni (Burton's mouthbrooder)
Lineage: Eukaryota; Metazoa; Chordata; Actinopteri; Cichliformes; Cichlidae
Gene: braf
Product: B-Raf proto-oncogene, serine/threonine kinase
Exons: 20
Coding region: 536-3004 (822 amino acids)
Biological process (GO): protein phosphorylation; signal transduction
Cellular component (GO): cytosol; mitochondrion; plasma membrane
Molecular function (GO): protein kinase activity; ATP binding
Source: RefSeq, a predicted model, not a curated record